This is a messenger RNA of Aspergillus melleus, 1341 nucleotides long. Its product is annotated as DUF4050 domain-containing protein. Lineage: Eukaryota; Fungi; Ascomycota; Eurotiomycetes; Eurotiales; Aspergillaceae. The coding region runs from base 1 to 1341 and encodes 446 amino acids. The record is from RefSeq and is a predicted model, not a curated record. The transcript has a single exon.
AUGACCACCGAAGCCCGCGACGCCGCAAUUCGCGAGGCAAAGCUACACGUUCGUGAAAUCGUCCGCAACGACUGGCUUUUCCACCCCUCCACAGACUCAGGUCUGCCCGCCUCGUCGUCCCCUACCCCGCCACCCCACGAGAUCGCCGAGUGGCGUCUGCGCGAGUACGAUAGUUCCGGGUCCGAGCUGGAGCCCGUCUCUUCACCGGAAUUGGAACCGGAGGAUGCCAACGACCACGACCACGACUUGGAAUAUAAGCAGGGGCUAGGACGCGCUACGCUGCGGUCCAUCUCGCCGCGUCGCAAGCGCCGCAGGCAGGAGCAGGAAGAGGAGAUGCGGUGGAACGAGGGACUUCGGACGUGGGUGGAGCGACGGGAUGCGUGGUCGGGGGCGUUGUCGCGCACGGAUAUUCGAAGACGCGAGCAGGAAGAGAGGCAGCGGGGGCAGGAGAAUGGGGAGGAGGGAACGACGCAAUCGCAAUCGCAAUUGCAUGAUCAAAAUGCGAUCGCAAACGAGGAUGCGCAGACCCUCGAUUCAACAACCUCCUCUGGCUCCGGCACCAACUCGUCCUCUGGAUACGAGGACCUAGCUGCUAGAGCUGAGGCUUCGUUCUCCAUCGCCGAUCAAGACCCCACGACGACAACCAUGUCGGGCGCGACGCAGCAGCAGUUCCCUGCGGAUCGUGAGCGCGAAGACGAGCCCUCUACCGCCGAUCCGGAGAAUCCUCAUAAUCCCAAUGCUGCUGCUACCACGACAAUUAACGAACCCAGCACGGCGACCCCCGCGCCAGCUACGCAAGCUGCCACUGCGACCGCAUCGUCGCGCCAGAUCGCGCGCAACAUCUACGAAGACCCUUUCAUCCCCGUCGCUCCGUCUCUCAUCUCGACCUCCAACCCCAUCCGCGCCGCCAUCACGCCAACCAUGUACCCGUCAAUCUACUCGAAAGUCGUCGUCCAGGGUCUCACCCCCACUGUACCCAUCAACUUGGCGGAUGUCACGAAAGCCAUGGUGCAGGGCUGGAAAGCAGACGGUCAAUGGCCGCCGAAACCCGCGACUCAGAACAUCGUGCUACAGGACACUGCGACGGUGCGACGGCCCGAGAAACCUGCCGGCAGUGCGGCAGGCGACACCGCGGAAAAGCAGCUUGGGUCUUCGCCCGAAUCGAAGCGGCGAUCGGGCAUUGCCAGCACCGUGCGGAAGGUGCUACAUUUCUCCGGUUUCCAUCAACAUCCGUUCCAUCGACGGGGAUCAUCGAGCCAUAACCAGCAGGGUCAGCAGGAUGCGAAUGAGGGGACGGUCGAGGGAAGCGGGAUUGUGGAUCAGACGAUUCCAGAGCGGUGA